Molecule: messenger RNA, 1587 nt
Organism: Peromyscus leucopus (white-footed mouse)
Lineage: Eukaryota; Metazoa; Chordata; Mammalia; Rodentia; Cricetidae
Product: alkaline phosphatase, germ cell type-like
Exons: 11
Coding region: 1-1587 (528 amino acids)
Biological process (GO): dephosphorylation
Cellular component (GO): plasma membrane
Molecular function (GO): alkaline phosphatase activity
Source: RefSeq, a predicted model, not a curated record
AUGCGGGGAGCCUGGCCGCUGCUGCUGCUGGGUCUCAGACUACAGUUGUCACUUAGCGUCAUCCCAGUGGAGGAGGAGAACCCAGCCUUCUGGAACCAAAAGGCAGCCGAGGCCCUGAGUGCUGCCAAGAAGCUGCAGCCCAUUCAGACAUCAGCCAAGAACCUCAUCAUCUUCCUGGGGGACGGGAUGGGGGUGCCCACAGUGACAGCCACCAGGAUCCUAAAGGGACAGAUGGGAGGCCAUCUAGGACCUGAGACACCCCUAGCCAUGGACCGCUUCCCAUACAUGGCUCUGUCCAAGACAUACAACGUGGACAGACAGGUCCCAGACAGUGCAGGCACAGCCACCGCCUAUCUCUGUGGGGUCAAGGCCAACUACAAGACCAUUGGCUUGAGCGCAGCUGCCCGAUUCGACCAGUGCAACACCACAUUUGGCAACGAGGUCAUCUCAGUGAUGUAUCGGGCAAAGAAAGCAGGAAAGUCUGUGGGAGUGGUCACCACCACGUCGGUGCAGCACGGUUCUCCAGCUGGCACCUACGCACACACGGUGAACCGUAACUGGUACUCGGAUGCAGAAAUGCCUCCUUCUGCGGUGCAGGAGGGCUGCAAGGACAUCGCUCUACAGCUCAUCUCCAACAUGGACAUUGAUGUGAUCCUCGGUGGUGGCCGCAAGUUCAUGUUUCCCAAGGGAACACCAGACCAGGAAUAUCCAGCUAACGCUGGCCAGGCUGGAACCAGGCUGGAUGGACAGAACCUCGUUCAAGAGUGGCUGGCAAAGUAUCAGGGGGCCCGGUAUGUUUGGAACCGCACAGAGCUCAUUCAGGCGUCCCUGGACCCAUCUGUGACACACCUCAUGGGCCUCUUUGAGCCUGAACACAUGAAAUAUGACAUCUACCGAGACCCUACCCAGGACCCCUCCCUGGCGGAGAUGACAGAGGUGGCCGUGCGCAUGCUGAGCAGGAACCCCCGAGGCUUCUACCUCUUUGUGGAAGGGGGCCGCAUUGACCAUGGUCAUCAUGAGGGCACGGCCUACCGUGCACUGACUGAGACCAUCAUGUUCGACUCGGCCAUUGAUAAGGCGGACCAGCUCACCAGUGAGCAGGACACGAUGAUCCUUGUCACUGCUGACCACUCCCACGUCUUCUCCUUUGGUGGCUACACACUUCGGGGGACCUCCAUCUUCGGGCUAGCUCCCUUCAAGGCUCAGGACGGCAGAUCCUUUACCUCCAUCCUAUAUGGCAACGGGCCCGGCUAUCAACUCCAGAAAGGUGUCCGGCCAGAUGUCACUGACAGGGAGAGCCGUGACCCCACGUACCAGCAGCAGGCGGCUGUACCGCUGUCCUUGGAGACCCACGGCGGGGAGGACGUGGCGAUAUUCGCGCGUGGCCCGCAGGCACACCUGGUGCACGGAGUGCAGGAGCAGAACUACAUCGCGCACGUCAUGGCCUUUGCAGGCUGCCUGGAGCCCUACACCGACUGCGGCCUGGCGCCCCCUGCCGGCCAGAGCAGUGCGGCGAGCCGGGGCCAGACCUCCGCCCUGAUGCUCCUGUUGGCAGGGACCAUGUUGAUGGUGGCAGCUGAGCCCUGA